AUGGCAAACAAUGACGAAGGACGAAAUCACGACGAAAAUGACGAAGACGUGCUGCAAGCCGACGCGAUGACGGUGAUCCGGCUAAAAGAAGAGCUUAAAAGACGUAAGUUAAAGGUGUCGGGCAAUAAAGUCGAUCUAGUAGCACGACUAAAGGCGGCCUUAGUGCUGGAAGGCCAACACGAGGAAGAUGACGACAACGACGGAUCCAGCGACGAAGACGAAGGAAGCGAUGCCGACGCAGAUGGCGCCGCAAAAAACAGACGCCGAUCAAAAUUUGUGCCGACUUUCAAGGACGUGGAAGAAUCAAUUGACACAUUCAGUGGAGAUGACGGUACAAAUGUGAAGACGUGGAUCAAAGAGUUUGAGGAUCUGGUCAAGUUAUGCGAGUGGAACGAGACACAAAAGAUCAUCUAUGCGAAGAGGUUACUGAGAGGCUCUGCCCGCUUGUUCAUAAAAUCUGGUGAUUGCCCAAAGACGUGGAAGGUUAUGAAAACUGCCCUGAAGUCGGAAUUCACACAGAGAGUGGACAGUCGUGCGGUACAUAAGCAGCUGCAGAGAAGAAAAAAAAAAGCCAGCGAAUCCUACCAUGAAUACUGUUACAAGAUGGUGGAAAUAGCUACGCGAGCGGACGUUGAGACGAAAGCGGUAAUUCAGUAUAUUAUUGACGGCAUAGACGACGAAGAAUAUCGUAAGUCCGUCUUAUACGGUGCUAAAACUAUUCGCGAAUUAAAGGACAAAUUCGAUACUUAUGUAGAAAUGUGUGGUAGAAUAAAAACAAAGUCGAACGAAAAUAAAAAGAAAUCGCCGGUGGAAAGUAAAGUUGUGAAACAAAACGGAAAACGCUGUUAUAAUUGUGGUGACAGUAAUCAUUUAAGUGCAGUAUGCCCGUCGAAAGGGCAAGGCCUGAAAUGUUUCGGUUGUAAUAAAUACGGUCACAUAGCGGCGAAAUGCCCGGAGAGUGCAGAUGCGGAAAAGAAGAAAAGUUGUAACGUAAUACAGUCCGAUUCCGGAAAAUGCCGUAAAGACGUAAUUAUAAACAAUACGAAGUUGAGCGCGAUAAUCGAUUCCGGUAGUGAUAUCAGUCUGAUGUGUGAAGAAAAUUAUAAACAAGUCGGAUCGCCGGUCUUAGGAAAUCGUACGAUUAGAUUCCGAGGAGCAGGUUCGGGAGAAAACACGACGUUAGGAGAUAUGCGCUUAAAAAUCUGUAUCGAUAUGGAAAUAUAUGAUAUCAUUGUGCAUCUUGUUCGCGACGAAAUAAUUCCGCACGGUGUGCUCAUAGGAUCCGAUUUUUUGAACGGUGUCGAAGUAAAUAUCAAAAGGGGAAUCGUAAAUAUUUCAAAAAUCGCGGAUGAUUCUAGCGAGUUCGCGGAAGUUUGUAAAAUUGACGCGGUGCAAAAUGACGAGCACAUGGAUUUAUCGCACAUCGCGAACGACGAUAUUAAGACAGAAGUAGCAGGCCUAAUAAAAGAAUAUAAGCCGAAAAAAGAGGAGGAAGUAGAUGUCAAAAUGACUAUAGUUGUAAAAGACGAUGUUCCAGUCACACAAAACGCGCGUAGACUAUCGGUAGCGGAAAAGGCUGAGGUAGAUUUACAAAUUCACGAGUGGCUUGAAGAAGGAAUAGUGCGACCAUCAUGUUCAGAUUACGCAAGCCCGAUAGUACUGGUUAGAAAAAAGAAUGACUCGAUAAGAAUUUGCGUGGACUAUCGAAGGUUGAACGAAAAGAUAAUUAAGAAUCGAUAUCCUUUACCGUUGAUCGAGGACCAAUUAGAUUUUUUGCAAGACGCGAAGGUGUAUAGUACGCUCGAUUUAAAGAACGGGUUUUUCCACGUGCCGGUUGAGGAAACGAGUGUUAAGUACACUGCUUUUGUUGUCUCGAAUGGACAAUAUGAAUUUUUAAGAAUGCCAUUUGGCCUCAGCACUUCUCCAGCGUAUUUUCAAAAAUAUUUUUGA
Linepithema humile (Argentine ant) is the source of this 1950-nucleotide messenger RNA. The record is from RefSeq and is a predicted model, not a curated record. Lineage: Eukaryota; Metazoa; Arthropoda; Insecta; Hymenoptera; Formicidae.